This is a messenger RNA of Papilio xuthus (Asian swallowtail), 1448 nucleotides long. RefSeq names its product retinaldehyde-binding protein 1-like. The transcript has 6 exons. Gene Ontology annotation, cellular component: membrane. The coding region runs from base 151 to 1092 and encodes 313 amino acids. The record is from RefSeq and is a predicted model, not a curated record. Gene Ontology annotation, molecular function: phosphatidylinositol bisphosphate binding. Lineage: Eukaryota; Metazoa; Arthropoda; Insecta; Lepidoptera; Papilionidae.
UGAAAAUAUGAAAUAUUCUAUAUUAAAAAAAAACAGUAAGACAAGAAUGCGCUGAAUACUAACUGGUUAUCGAAAUUACUCAAUCGCGAGUUAACUUCAGUUUUAAUCAAUUCUCCCUUAACGACGGACCUGUGUAUAUUUAAUACGAAGAUGGAUUCCAUUCCUAAAAAUUCACUGUUACAAUUCAAUCCAGACACUCUUGAAUAUGUACGUAAGAAAUGUAAUUUACAUCAGCCCGGUCGAAUGCAAGAAGCAAUUAAAAUAUUGGACGAGUGGACGAAAAAGCAGGCACAUUUUAAAAACAAAAAAUUUGAUCCACAUUAUUUGGAGACCACAAUCAUCGCCUGCAAGGGGUCUAUGGAAAGAUCUAAAGCGCAAAUUGACAGCAUCUGCACAUUUAGAACGUUAAUGCCGACAUUCUUUAGAAGGCUUAACGUGAAACAUGAUCUUGGAAAUCUUUAUGAUAUUGUACGGCCAGUUAUAUUACCGAAGAUGACGCCUGAUCACCAUCGGGUGUUUAUGGUCAAAUUAAACGGAGCAGCGUUUGAGGCAUCACAGUUUAUGGAUUAUUAUAAUUUUUGUAUUAUUAUAGCAGAAUAUUUAAAGGUGCACGAUUAUUUAAAUGGCUUCCUAGUAUUUACAGACUUCAAUGAAAUUAAUUUAAUGGAUUUUGUUACUAAAUUAAAUCCCAUUGAACUUCGCCAAGCAUUAACUAUAUACAUGCAAGGAUUUGGUAUGAGAUUAAAAGGUAUUCAUAUCUUGAGUUCGUCAAAAUUAAUUGAUGUUUUAAUAACGAUAUUAAAGCAGAUCUUAAGUGAAAAGUUGAUUAAACGCAUUUGCGUACAUAAAACUAUGGAUACCGUAUACGAACAUAUACCAAAGAAUAUUUUACCCUCCGAAUUUGGUGGAGAAGGAGGAAGCGUUAAGGAAAUUCAUGAAUCAUGGGUUGAGCUACUUAGCACUGAUGAGCAUCUUGCAUAUUUAGAUGGUCAGCGUGAAACAAGAACAGAUGAGGCUCUCCGACAGUCACAAGUUUUUAAUGAACAAUACGCUGGAAUGCCAGGAACGUUUAGAACACUUACAGUAGACUAAAUAUAAAAAUAGGUUGUUUCAAAAGCAUGUAAACACAAGCAUUACUUAACGUUUAGGUUUUUACACUAUUUUAUAAUUUCAUCUCGGUUAUUAUGUUUGGCUGAAAUGUGUAACAAAUUGAAGUAAAUUUUUACAAUAACGACAACUAAUUUUAAUGUGGGAUCUGUGGUUAAAAUAUCUGCUAAAAUAUGUUUUCCGUUUAUUUAAAAAAAAAGAAUGAGGAGUAUUAAAGAUUUAAACUAAGUAUUUACGCUACCUGCAAAGCGUAUACAUUUUGUAAAACUAUAGGGUUCUAUUGGAAAUGGUGCAUUGAAGAGAUUAUUAUUUAAAUUAUACUUUAGUAUACAACCUAUCAA